Priceomyces carsonii is the source of this 2526-nucleotide messenger RNA. RefSeq names its product SNARE-binding exocyst subunit (gene SEC6). Gene Ontology annotation, molecular function: SNARE binding. Gene Ontology annotation, biological process: exocyst localization; exocytosis. NCBI's taxonomy places the organism in Eukaryota, Fungi, Ascomycota, Pichiomycetes, Serinales, Debaryomycetaceae. Gene Ontology annotation, cellular component: exocyst. The record is from RefSeq and is a predicted model, not a curated record. Bases 1 to 2526 code for a protein of 841 amino acids. The transcript has a single exon.
AUGAGUGAUGCAGCACUAUCAAGAAUAGCACAUAUGAUUCAGGUGGAAGAUGAUUUGGCUAAAGUCCAGUCAUUACGCCAGGAGUUUAUAAAAGAAAAAGCAUCAAUAGACGUCAAAUUGAAUAAUACAUCACAGGUCCAAAUUGAUACGGUGACAUCUAAUUUAAAAAAAUUGAACGACUCCGCAAAUAAGCUAACAUCCAUUAACGCAAAUUUAAAUAAAAUCAAUCAGAUAUAUGAGGAUUCUAUAACAAAUAUACCGAACUACUCCACUAUUCAGCAAAUGACAGCAGUCAAUCAAUAUUUUGCUCAAGUGCAGAACUUGUAUGGCGACAUCUCAAAUGUAAAGUCAUAUUGUGAUUACAUCAACGGAAUGAUUAAAGAAGAGCUUGAUCAAGUAACGAAAGAUACGUCAUACACCCUACCAAAUUUAUUGAAAAUACAUUAUAACUUGACUCAGGUCAGAAAUUUUCAGGAUUACCUAGAGAGAAAUUCAAGUACCUUGACAGAUGACUUAAAAUCAAUCGUGAAACGAAUAAUUUCUCCUAUCAGAAAGAUAAUUAUUGCUUUUGAUGAACUUUUCAAAGAAAUUAUAAUAAGCUGCACUGAGGCCCUAAAAGAAGGUAACACUGAGUUGGUUUGUAAAUUGAUCAAUAUUGUAGAAUACGAGACAGUGGAAGAUCUCAAAUUAGAGUUGAUGGAGAAACUCUCUCUAGAUAAUAGUAGAGAUAUCAGAGUUAUAGAUUAUGCUAAUUUCAGAGGAUUCAAAAGAAACUAUCAUAAGUUUUUUUUUGAUAAGUUGAAAGAAAGUUUAAUUGAAACAUUUGAAAUGUGCGUUGAGCACUUCAGUCAAGAUAAGAUGCUCGUAUUUGACAAUUUGAAUUGGCUUGAAGAUGAAUUGGUUUUUGUUGUUGAUACAUUAGAUCCUUAUUUUCCGGCAAAUUGGGGGGUAUGUUCUUUUAUCGAAAACGUUUAUUAUGAUAAACUACAUAACUUUACUAUGGAAAUAGUCAAAACUGAUCCGCCGGCUGAAGACUUACUUAAAAUACUUAGCUAUGACUCUCAUUAUAGUAAAUUCGUGGUGGCUCUUCACACUCCCUCAGAUGAGGAAGUGAAUCCUAAGAAAUUGUCUAGGAAUACAAUCAAUGAAAAAAAAUCAAUUAUUGGUGAUGACUUGAAGAAUGUUGUCCUUGAAGACUACGUUGCAGUAAUAGUAGCGAAGAUGGAGGAAUGGAAUGAAAAUUUAAUUCAACAAGAAACGAAAACUUUUAUAGAAAGAGAAGAUCCUCCUGAUCUUUACACGUAUCACCAGGUUAUUGAGGAUGAAGACGCUCAAGAUAAUUUAAUUUUGCUAGAGGUUGAUGGAGAAGUAUACGUUUUACCUGAUUUCAAGACGCCCCUUACUAUGUUGAAAGAACAAGCAGAUGUGGCUGCAGAUUCUGGUUACUCAAAGAUUCUUGUUGGUGUGAUUGAAAAUUGGUCUCGUUGCUAUAUUAAAAGAGCAAUUAAUUACCAAGAGGUCAUUGAAGAAGAGUAUGAUAAAUAUAUGUCAAUAUAUAAUAACGAGAGGUACUUGAUCAAAGAGAGCAAAACGAAGAGAUUGUUCAGAAGAAAGGCUCCCGAGCAACCUAUUGAUCUAGAUAAUAUGACCAGCGAAGAGCUCAGUGAAAUUUCAAGGCAAGGUUUAAUGGAAUAUUUGACAGCGUUGGGUAAUACCUAUGAAAUCAAUACAGAUCGCUUGCAAGAUAAAUUUCUACCUAAUUAUAUGAGUAAGGUUCACACAGCAUACCAAGAGCGAAUUGAACAAGCAUUCAAAGAUACUUUAACUCCUAGUACUGAGCUUAAUGCGCAGGUAAUUAGAACAAUUGUUGAUAUAAUAGUGAAUGAUUUGUAUCCAGCAUUGUCAACGGUAUUCUCAAAAUCAUGGUAUGAUGAUGGUAAAUCUCAGAAAUCCGAUGAACCAAACAUGGCAGAGAAGAUAGUAGAGACAAUCGCUGAGUACAUGGAAGAAUUGAGGGGUUAUGCUUCCUAUGACAUUUAUCUGGUCACAUUCAACAUUCUAUUAGAUACUUUCAUCUCUGCUUAUAUAAGAAUUGGGUACGAAAAUAUCUUACAUGGAUCUGGCAAAAAGAUAGACCCUAAGGCUGUGAAAAAGUUUAAAUCUUUCAGUGAAGGCGUUGGAAGGGAUGUUACCAUAUUUUAUGAAGGGCUCGAGUCUCUUUUUACUAGAAAAGACUCUGCUUAUUUGUUGAACAGCUUGCGAGCGAUAGAAUUUUUAGGAGAUUUGGCUACAUGUGAUGACCCCUUAGAUUUCAUUCCUCAAAUGUGGGAAAAUGAGAUUUUGGGGUCUUUUUACUAUUGCUCGGUAGAAUACAUUAGAGGUAUUUGUUUGUGUCGUAAGGAUAUGGAUAAAUCUACGACGAAUGAGGUCAUUUCGCAUUUGAUAACAAUUCAAGAGGAUUAUCAUAAAAGCAUUGAGCCCCCUUCUUUACCUACGGGAACAUUGAAUGACUUUUACUAUAACUAA